AAAGCCAAUCGACAGCUUGGAAUCGAAGGAGAUUACCUCGGAAACAGCGUCAGCAUGAAUCUUCCAGUAAAGCCAAUCGACAGCUGGUCAAGCGGAAUCCGUCACUGGUCGUCUUCUGGUGGAACCGACAUUCGAAUCUCUUCACGCAACACUUUCACUCGAACUCCGUCGCUGGUCGUCUUCUGGUGGAACCGACCUUCGAAUCUCUUCACCCAACACUUCCACUCGAAAUGGAAAGCCGUCGUCUUCUGGUGGAACCGACCUUCGAAUCUCUUCACCAAACACUUCUACUCGAAAUGGAAGUAA
Molecule: messenger RNA, 306 nt
Organism: Protopolystoma xenopodis
Lineage: Eukaryota; Metazoa; Platyhelminthes; Monogenea; Polystomatidea; Polystomatidae
Source: the annotation of a GenBank genome assembly